GAACUGGCGGAACACCCGUUUUCAAGGCACCCUGCCCGUGGCCCUCUCCGCUCGCAUCCCGCUCGAGAUCUUCAUACUCAUCAUCGACACGAUCAUGUAUCAGCCCACACUGGCCGCCGCGGCGCUGGUUUGUACGACUUGGUAUCCUCGAGCGAUGCGCAACCUCUACUACAGUCUCGAGAUUCGCAGCCGCACAAGCCUCAACAUGCUGUUCAAACAGUGUCGUGCGUCACCACGCGUCAAGCAGUGGCUUGCGAGCACAUACAAGCUGGUGGCAGACGAGGCUUACUACGACUCGGACUCGGACUCGAGUGAGGACGAAGACGGGAGCAUGGAAUCCCCGCAGCGCGGAAACAAGAGCAAUAGCUACAAUCACUCCCCUCAGACACUUCCGUCCGCGCUAGCUGGUCUGAUGCCUCGUCUACGCAGUCUUUACGUCGGGGAGGGAGGACUUCGUUUCAUCUGCACGGAUUUCUUCCUCGCCCUAUCGAAGUACAAGUCUGUCAAGUCGUUGACGCUCCAAAGUUGUGAACUGAACAAUGUCCGACAGCUGCGACGGAUUGUCUGUGCCUUCCCCCAGCUCACAGACCUCACGAUAGAUGUUGAGCUCGCUCAGCGAGGUGCUGCCAGUCACGCGGGAGCCUCACUAUCUCAGUUACCACCUCACAUGCGUCUUCGAUACCUUGACGUCGUCGUGCACGAAGAACUCAUGGCGAUGUCCGUUGACUGGAUGGCGCACUCAAACCUCUGCACCUCACUUGCGGAUCUGACAUUCUGGUCCAACCAUCCCCCCAUGGCACGGACCUGCCUUAACAACCUCCUCGAAACGGCAGGGGCAUCGUUGACCCGUUUCUGCGAGAGGUACUCUAACAAUGAUGACCGUGUCCACGGUAAUCUGUCGCAAAACGCCGCCUGCGAUCCUUGGACUUCAUGCUACAUCACAUCAAACACGAGGCCGAAGACCAGCGGCCUGGCGCGGCGUGGACUAAAGCAACGGACGAGUUGCACGGCAUCUUCUGCACCAUUCGAAGCCGCCAGCUCGAGCACAUUGAGGUCCGCGUCGAGGUUCACUUCGACGACAGCACUCUCGCGUCUCAGCAGCCCCGGUUGUCCUCGAGAGCUUGACCUACGGGACCUGCACGAGGUCAUGAGGCAGCCAUACUUUGACACAUUGAGGAGUGUCGAGGUGAAGAUGUACCUUUGCCCUCAUAUCCUUCAGGCCAGCAUCAGCCAGAAGCUCAAGCCCAUGUUCCAUGGCAUAUUACAACCAUGGUCUGCCCUGGCAUAG
Molecule: messenger RNA, 1288 nt
Organism: Fomitopsis serialis
Lineage: Eukaryota; Fungi; Basidiomycota; Agaricomycetes; Polyporales; Fomitopsidaceae
Exons: 2
Coding region: 95-1288 (397 amino acids)
Source: RefSeq, a predicted model, not a curated record